UCUAGUUUUCUCAUUGUCCACUCGUUUGGGAGGAGGAUGCUGUACCCGGGCUCUGUGGGUUUACUGCAGAAAGCCAUGAGGCCCAUGCUCCAGCAAGGCCAGGCCAGGCUAAUAGAAGAGUUUGAUGGCCAGAGGAACAAGCUUGUGGCCUGCGAUGGCAAUGAGAUCGACACGAUGUUUGUGGACCGGAGGAGGGAGGGGGGACAGAAAGGCCAGACCCUGGUCAUCUGCUGUGAGGGGAACGCAGGCUUCUAUGAGGUGGGCUGCAUGAACACUCCACUGGAGGGUGGCUACUCUGUGCUGGGCUGGAACCACCCUGGCUUUGCAGGCAGUACGGUGAGCAGGGUUUUCACAUUUGGUACUGAAUCCAAAUCGAAUCAAAUGUUAUUUAUAAAGCCCAAUAUCACAAAACACAUUUGUCUCAGCGUGUACAUGGAUGACUGUGUACAAAAAUACAAUUACAACUUAGAAAAUCCACUUGCCAAAACA
Molecule: messenger RNA, 489 nt
Organism: Notothenia coriiceps (black rockcod)
Lineage: Eukaryota; Metazoa; Chordata; Actinopteri; Perciformes; Nototheniidae
Product: abhydrolase domain-containing protein 16A-like
Exons: 4
Source: RefSeq, a predicted model, not a curated record